AUGACAAAUAAGGUGACAACUGGCUCGUUGAACGACCUUUGUGUUGCGAUAAAUGCAAAUCCGCUAGGUUCCAUCGGUCUCAGCGUGAAUCGUGCCGUGGAGAAGCAACUUGGACAGUCAAUCUCUGCUAUUGAGUUGGAGUUACACAAUAUGGUUGGUCGGUUACAAGUGGAUAUUAAAGCGAUUGUUGGUUUUGCCCGGAUAACUGCUGGAGAUGUUUUCGAAGUGGUGAUACGGCAUGGUUCUCAGAAAUGGAAAGCUCGAGGUAAAACGUUGGCAGAUAAAACUCAAAAAUGGGACCAUUCUUCAGCAAUUUUCAAUUGUUAUGUCGAUUGUGCUGUGGAAGUGAAAGCAUCUGAAGUGCGUUUUUUUAUGUCUAAAGCACUUAAUGAGCGUUCCUUCGACCCUUGUGAACUGUUUUCUUCACAGUCUCAACUGGUUACUAUGGAUCUAAACCAGAUUGGUACAUUGAAAUUGGAACUUAUCGUUACUUGGAUACCUCUGCUGGCGUCAAAAACUGGAAGGUUAAUAGCUAACAAUGGGAAGAACAGUAACUUGAAAGAAAAUAUGGGCAUUAACUCUAGUGUUACGUCUAGUGCGCUGUCAAAUAACAAGAAACCGCGAAUAUUGUUGCGAGAAAAGAAAAGAGGGAACUCCCAGCUUGUUAAACAAAAGGAGAUGUGGCGGUCUUCGACAAACAUUUUAGACAGUGUGUACAAUGAUAUCAGUAAAUCUAUCCCAAGUAUUGAUACGGUUGAAGCUAUGCCAAUUAAGAAAGGAAUAAAGAAGGAAUUGUCCAUUGAUAGUAAACCUCUUCGGUCUUGGAAUCGCUCAUUAAGCAUUGCGCAGUUAGCAUCCAGUUCUAGCCCUAAAUCUGCUGACGAUUCUUAUCAAUCAAAUUCAACAUCGAUGCUUAUAGCUGCAAUUGAUGACAUGUUACAUCUGAUUGUGAAACUGAAACCUUUUAUAAAUAAACUGAUACGAAGAUGUCCUGAAUUGAGCAUUUUGGAAGCGGGUCUAAAUGGAUGGGAAGCACUGCUGAAACAAAAUCGUGAGUCGUUUAAUUUUGCUCUUGAACGGCGCAACGGAAAAUCAAAUAAAGCGGAUGCUAAACGUGCAAGCAUCUGUGUUGCUAACUCAUCUAGCGGAUAUUCCGAUGAGCUUGACGACAACGUUUUGAUGCAGUCGGCAGAUCAAGCUUCCGAAAAUGACAGCGGAAUUGAGUCAUUAAGGCAGCACAUAUCACCUUUUAACAAUAUUGGUGCCCGUCAUAAGUAUGAUACAAAUCAUACAACGAAUGAUCAAAGUGCCGCCAGUAACCUGGGCACUGGACCUUCGCAACGAAGAUUUAAGCAGUUGAAAGAAAAAGAAAGGCGAAAAUCAAUUGGUGCGUUAGUCGAAACAAGUAAUGAAUACCAACAAAUAUUCUUGAAUUCUGAUGAUUUUUGGAACAGUUCCGACACUGAGAGCGCAUCAAGUGGAGCGUCGUGUCCACACUCAUCAUCUAGAAUUGCAGCAACAGGACAUCGUGAGUUAGACAUGUGUUUAAAGCAUCAUUUGAAGCGAUGCUUGCUUACACUUCAGUCAUUGACAACUAUACACGGACCUCUCGAAUAUCGUGAGCAUGAACUUUUAUCACGGAUUGAGCAGGAGGCUGUCACUCUGGAUGAUCUUUUAAGAUUGACAAAAACUUUACCUGCUUUCCCAAAUAUCAGUAACGAAGUUUGGCUCUCAGCAGUCUACCCACUUAAUGUUACACUGAUAGUACCGAUGGAAAUAAUUAGGCGACAGAUACGCUCACAUUUUGGUCCAGUUGUACAGAAUCGUUAUCCUGAUCUUGUCAACAACGUAAUUGAUACAAUUAUGUCACUGCUAACGGACAAAGCUGAAUGGGAACCGGAAUUGAUCAGCGUUUUCCAGUUUACCACAUUAUUCCGAGAAAAACAUGCUACAGCGUUUGUGGAAAAUUUGGCUCAUGAAGCGUGGAUUAUCACUAGUUUAAGCACUAGACAGGUCUCAAUAGUCCGAGAGGUUAUGGAACGCCUUUCUCAAGUACCUGUGGUUCCACCACUGGAAAGUCUUCGACAUAUUGGGCUUGUUUUAGUGUGCCCUGAUCGAGAAUUACAAGCCAUAUUUGAAUGUUAUAUGGUACGGGCUCGAGGUCAACUUCGUGAUGAUCUGGUUACAUGCUACAUUUGUCUACUGGAACACGAGAACGACCAAAGUCGUAAAGGUGCUUGUAGAGCACUAUGCUAUUUGAACUCGUCAAGAUCUUUGCGGCCGCUUUUAUUUGUCGCGGAAGAAGAUUCCAGUCCUGCGGUUCGGAAAGAGGCAUCAGAUACACUGCGCAGCAUGGGACAUGAUAUUGAUGCAAUUGAAACAACAAAAAUUUGA
Messenger RNA from Enterobius vermicularis (human pinworm), 2394 nucleotides. Lineage: Eukaryota; Metazoa; Nematoda; Chromadorea; Rhabditida; Oxyuridae. The record is from the annotation of a GenBank genome assembly.